AUGGAUGUGCUUUUCCUGGAACAAGAAGUGUAUUUUUCUAGAGAAGUUCAAGCACAGGCGGGUCCAGAUAAUGUUGAUGAUCCAUCAGACCUUAAAGAAUUUGUUACCUUGGAGUCAUUAUGUAAUCUGACCAGACAUGAUGAAUUAACCGAUCGGUUGGACUCCAAAAACUGCGCAGGACAGCCUUGA
Prunus armeniaca (apricot) is the source of this 189-nucleotide messenger RNA. The record is from the annotation of a GenBank genome assembly. NCBI's taxonomy places the organism in Eukaryota, Viridiplantae, Streptophyta, Magnoliopsida, Rosales, Rosaceae.